Molecule: messenger RNA, 5421 nt
Organism: Gallus gallus (chicken)
Lineage: Eukaryota; Metazoa; Chordata; Aves; Galliformes; Phasianidae
Gene: LAMP3
Product: lysosomal associated membrane protein 3
Exons: 6
Coding region: 122-1402 (426 amino acids)
Cellular component (GO): membrane
Source: RefSeq, marked validated
ACCCAUGUGACUGAACACUCCCUGAAUCAAGUGAAACUUUGCAGUCCCCAGGAAACCUUUAUUUCUUUCUGCUGCACCACAGUGAGAGGCAGCAUCUCUUGGUCUCGCAGCUGUACUGACCAUGGGAAGGAGCAAAUCACACUUGGUCUUGCUAGCCUUUGUCUGCGCAUUUUCUUCCUGCUGUGCUGAAGUGGCCCUGGGUGUCAGGCUGUCUCCACAAACCACGUCCUUCCACCAUACCAUUACUUCUGCUCUGCCACUUUCUGUUUAUCAUUCCCCACCCCACCAAAGCAGCACAGUUCCACCUAACACCACAGGCUCCAUAAGCCAUACAACUACUCUGCAGACAACAGACCAACACUGGGUAACAACAGCACCAGCCUCUCAUAUGACCACCCAGGCAGGAGCCAACACCAGCAAAGCACAUGGCCAGACAUCUUCCACAGCAGUAACCACAACUGCAGCAGACACAGCUGCAGCUGGCCAGGCUACAACCCAGGCAAUGGAAACAGUUACACAAGCUGUGAAGAACGUGACUGUGCCCCCAUACAACCAAAUCACAACACAUGUGGACACAGUUACAAACACAACCAUAGAAAAUACAACAUCAAAGACGCAAACAACGACCACUGCCACAAAUACUACAGCCACUACCAGCAGUACUGUAAAACCCACCACAAGCUCAACUAAUCACACAACUUCUGGAAGUUCAACAGCCACAACCAUGACCAAUGCAACUACCACUCAUCAGGGGACUCAUACAACCAUCCCAUCUACUACAAUGAUGGUGAGACCCACUCUGGCACCACAGCCUUCUCCCAUCCCCACUGGCACAUACAUCAUUUCCAGCAGCAACAAGACCUGCAUCAAAGCAGUGAUGGGUUUGCAGCUGAUGGCUCUAAGCACACAGAAGAAGCAGAUGAAGUACCUGACUGUCAGCCCCAACGCCACCCAGAUAUCUGGAAGCUGUGGGAUGGUGCAGUCUGUGCUGAACAUCACUUUCCCUGGAGGGUUUAUAAGCUUUGUCUUUGUAAAGAAAGAUCCAACAUACUAUGUCAGUACAAUUGAGGCUGAAUUACAGUUACCAUCUGAAGGUAUACUUUAUUACGUAGCCAUUCGCCAGCAGCAUUUUACAGCAAAGCUGGGGAAUUCCUAUAAGUGUGCCAGCAAGCAAACCUUUGGCUUGGAGAGAACCUACCAGCUAGUCAUUGUGAACAUGCAGCUGCAGGCCUUUGAUAUUGUUGAUAACCAGUUUGGAAGAGAAGAAGAAUGUUUUCUUGAUAAAAGUACAAAGGCAGUUCCCGUCGCCGUGGGCCUGAGUAUCCUGGGACUGCUGGUCAUUGUGUUUGUCACAUUUCUGAUUUCCAGAAGAAAGCCCUACAGAGGGUACGAACGCAUCUGAGGUGCUCCUGUACUUCCAAAGAAGAGAAAUCAUGGGAGUUUUUGCUUUCAGCUGGCAGCCUUGCUGCUCUGGAGCCAUAUUUUUAAGUGAAAUGACACCAUGUGUUUAAAGCUAAUGCAUGUUUCGGGAAGCAAUUUCUGUAAGGUGGGAAGGAAAUGAUUCAUACCAUCUAUUUUAGGCUAUUCUUAGCUACUUAUUUAGAUGGGGGUUCAGAGGAUCAAAGUUAGAAGCCUAAAUCUUUUACAUUAUCAAAAAAAGAGGCAAUUCGGACCACCCAAGUCAGACUCUUAAAGCAAGCAGCAUCAUUAUCCCCCAUAAAAUCCAUCAGAUUUUUCUAAAAAACAUUAAGAAAAAUCAAUUUCUUCAAGAUGGCAUUCAUAUUUAUUAGGAGAGUUGAGUCCAGUAAUAUGACCUUCAAGUGAGUAGAGCAGAGGUCCACAGCGACAGGCAGCCCUAUUAAAUCACAGCAAGUCCUAUGGGAGCACUGUUUUUUUGCUGAAGAUUUGGGGCAAGCAUAAAAAUGACUUCAACUGAUAAGCAAGUUCCCUUUGGUCCUUUUAAACACCAGGCUUACAUUUAGUAACUUCUUAUUGUUUCCUACCAAGUCUUUUGGAGGGACACAGUGGUCACUCCUGGUGAUGCUACUGUCACUCUGGAGGCAGUAUUUUUAUUAAUUUUCUACCUACCAGUGACUCUGUAUGCAGAUAAGAUGACUCAGCAGGGUCACACAGGGUCUGCCUGAGCAAUGUAUGCAAAAAUUUCCACUCAUCACUGCCUGUCUCAGCCUCUCCACAGUGAUGUCUGAACUUCCUGCCAAUAAUUCUUGAGCUGCAGCCUCACAAGACAUGGCAUAUGAGAGCAGUCUGAUGUUACUAAGUUUAUCCUGCACUAUUACUGUUAGCUGCACCAUUCAGCAGCUGAUGACAGGCAGCUGAAAUGUCUGUGCAGAACUGGGCGGGCAUUUAGAGUAACUCCACUCAUCUACACAAGGCCAAGACAUCCUAUUUACCAACUGGUAAGAUGCUCAAGAUGCAGCAUCCCUUUGCCAUAUGUUUGCAGUACGAGGUGGAGAAAGCUGACAUGAGGCUCUAAAAGCACUGUGGUAAGUGGGCCGGUGCUAAGGAUGCUACUGUGAUAGAUAGGGACUGGGAUGAAAUUGCUGGAUAAAUUCAUGGAGCCUAUAAUUUCAUAGUCUUAAAAGAGCUUAUGCAUCACCUGCUUCCUUUACAGACAUGGACCUGUUAUAGCAUUCACCACUGAACUAUGUAACUGUCACCUCACUGGGAUGACAGUAUGGUGAUCUCUCUCUUAAUGUGGGAAGAUACCACAGUAACUGAAAACGAUGGAGAUUAAGUAGCCAGCACUGUGGCAAACCUACAAAAGGUCCUUGAGUAAAUGGAAAUCCACUGAAGCUGUCUGCUUAAGGUGUCUGUGGGAACUGAAAGCCUGCACAGGCCUCGGAUAAACUCUGCCCCAAAGUGAUUGCUAUCCACCACACUUGCAGCUGAGCAGCUGGAUUUUCAUAUGGAGAUACUUUAGAGUUGCUUUAAACCACAGCAUUUGCAACACUUUGUAGUGUGCUUCCUGCUAAGCAAAUGUGAAGGCGUGUAAGCGGUAAUUGCUUUUGAGAGUAAUUAAGUUCAGCAAAUUUUCUUAGUUGAAACAAGGAAAAUCUCCUCGUCACAAAAGGUUUACAAAGAUAAACAUAUGCACAAAUGUGAGUACACACACCGCAAACAACUCUGCUCACUGCAGGAAGCUACAUGAAAUUGAUAAGAAUUAUAUGUAAAAACAUUUAUCGAAGAGAGAACAAUAUUACAUAAGAGCUCAUUUUCCCCUUAGGGUUUAGGGCAGCAGCUUCAUGUUACCAGUAAAUAUUUUGCCUGGAUAGGGCUUAGGAAUGGCAGCAAUUAAACAAAAGAAAGCCUGAAGUUAUCUGCAAAAAUUCCUUGCUGUUAGCUUUAUUUGGAAAUAAACAUAAUACAAAUGCUGGAAGAUGAUUUGAUUCCCGUUAAGUAAUGGCCCAAAUGCUGAGCAGUUAUGAAUGGCAGUGGAUUUUCACUGAGUAAAACUGACAUCAGUACCUUGUGAGUCCAAUUUGCCUGCACUAUCUUUUAAAAAUAGUUCUGAUAUUUUACCAGUGUGUAACCAUCGAGUUCAGUUACUUAAAUCCUUCCAUUCUGUGAAUUUCUAGAAGAUCCUGAUCCGUGCCCAGCAGGAAACACCACCAUUCCAUAAUGCCAUAACAUGUGGCUAUGGAAGUAAUUCUCAUUUUCCAGAAAUGUUCCAGUUUAGUUUGAAUGAACUCAUAACCAAGAAAGGUAAAGACAGUUUUGAAGCACUUUUGCACUUGGAGAAGCCAAAGACAGAACCAGCUGUGAGCAAGGGAGGCAGCUGACUAUAGCUAUAAGGUAAAGCAGCAUGCGGUUACAAUCACUUCAAUGCUCCAUUAUUACAAUGUUUGUUUUGUAAAAAGCUCCAGCAGUGAUAAUAUUAGCAAACUUUAUUAAGCUCAUUUUCCCCGUCCCACCUUUUCCUGUUGUUAGUGGCCAUGCAGCCCACUGAUGUUGUUCAGGCCCUAGCUCUCAGGGUGCUCUUGCUGUUCAUGGUUCAUCUCACAUGAAACUCUGAUGGUUAAUGAGAGACCUGGGUGGUGGCAGCAAGUCCUUGUGUGUGAGAACUGCGGCUGUGGAAAGGUCUGUGGAGCUGUGAGCCUGCUGCUUGUGUUUCUUUUCAAGAAAACCAUUGGUACAAAGUAAAAUGUCUGCGCUGCCCGUCUGGGCUGGGAGUGAAGCUGUGGGUUAUUGCUGAGUUAUUUGUGACGUGUUUGUGUUUAGAAAGCAGGAUUUUUUUUUAAUACUAUAUUAAAGCAGAGCCCCUUUUCUUUCUUUCUUUCUUUUUUUUCUUUUUUUUUUAACUGUGUAAUGCUUAAGGUGUCCAGAAGGAAACAGUAAAUCUGUGGAAGUGCUUCCAAUUGAAAAUGAGCCCAUGCCUGCAAUACUGAUGCUACUGUCCCAGACUGUUAUAUGUGGACAUUUUAGUAACAACUGUUGCCUAGAAAUCUCAGCUCCACACAUGAUCUGACCCAAAGCCAAUCCAAGUGGUGGUCAGCAGGCAUCUUUCCCACCCAAAACUAAGUCCUAUUUCACGUGGCCUUUGGAUUUUUGGGUUGUUUGAUCUGUAUGGUUUAUUACUUUAAUUAAAUAUAAGAACAUAGGAUUUUCUUGUUAUGUUCUAUACUGGAAAAGCUCUUUAUAUUAAUAUUCAGUCUUUUAACAUUUGCUAUCAAAACAAGGCUUGAAAAUUGUUCUUAAUGAUGAUUGAUAAUUCUGUGUUUAAUCUUGUCACACCCUCCAGCAUCUUUACCAAUGAUGCACAGUUAAUGCUUUUCUCUCACCUCAUUUUAUCAUUGGAACGAAUCAAACUAUUCACACUGAACAGUGUUUAGAUUAACAUUUAACUGAUUAAUUCCUAUGCUAUUUACUGCCAUUAUUUGUUUGCUGUUUUUUGGAAGCUGCAUAUAGUCUUCUCUGGGCUUGCGCUAAGUGGCAAAGGCAAAACAGUUGGAAAUGAUGAUGACGUGCUGCCAUUUACUUGCAAGAAGAGUGAAGAACACAGUGAAGCAGAAGUUAGGAGGUGAGCACAUCCCUGUAGCUCCCUGGUGCUCUGCUGCGCCAGACCAAGUUAGACACCAGGGUAUCCCAUGAAUAUACGAUGUCAUACUUAGCCAUAUACCCAAGGAGUUUAUAAAGAAACAUUUAAUUUCUUUCAAUCCUUUGUUGUUCUCUGACAGUCAAAAAAAAAAAAAGUCCAAAUUAAAGAACAGCUGUUAGUUCUGGUUGAACAGAAGCAGGGAGAUGUAGAUUAGCUUCUUAAGUGUAUGCAGUUGGUUUGCUUGAUCACUUUUAGCUUGCUCUAAUGAAUGGUUGCUAAAGAUUACUUUGUCAUGAAAAAGAAUAUAUGCCCUUUAUUUUUCAAUUAUUGGUGUUUCUAUAAUAAAGAUUGUAUUUAGUCAUUAA